UAAGCGCAUUUCACAACGGGGUGGACAUUUAGUAGGCUAACAAAAACAUUGUUAAAAAUAACUCAUUGCGAUGUCAGCAUAUUUUAUUGAUAUAUCUGUGAAGGUUUCGCCUCGAACGACUUAAACUUAUUGAAGGAAAUCUGACGGCCUCUUUAACAAGAUGGUGUUGAUGGCCGAGUCGAGUUUAGCCGUAAAGCUUAUUUAUUUCCUUUCCUUAUUUGUGGUAACAGGGUUUUUUACUUUCUGUAUAUUAACUCUGUGUAAACAUCAACGUUGUUUACUCUUGUUUCAUCACUACAAAAAGUUGAUUUCUUUUUAUUGGAAUGCGAAGAAAUGGAGAAAAACGAUCGACAAAUUUGUCGGUAAAGAAGAAAGCAUUGAAACUUUUAAAUCGUAUAUCGUAGGAAAUCUUGGAUCUGGUGUGGAUGAAAAAACCUUGAUAAAAACUUUACUGCCAUUAUAUAGACAACAAAAAGCAGAAUCAGAUGUCGUCAUUAGUAUAACUUUGGAUCCAAAGAACACUUCUCUGAGAAAGGCACUUGUACAGGUCCCUUUCCACUGUACAAAAGCUUGCAACCUACUAGCAUAUAAUAAUGUAGUUUUAAAUGACAGAAAAAUUUCAGUAAGUGAGAUAAAGAAAAGAAAACAUUUACUACGGAAAGAUUUUAAAUUGGUCAGUCCAGAACCAAGUGUUGUGUCUGUUGGAGAAAGAGAUUCGGAUAAUGGAGCCUGGAAAAUGAACACAUUCUCAGAGUACCAACUUAUUGAUGGAGGCAAUCGUAUCAUAGACAUAGAUAGAAGACUUUUAUCAGGAAUCCUUGCGAAUUCAGAUGAAUCAGGAAUCUGUGCUAUGGUGCUUACUUGUUCCAAUUUUAAGCAGAUUAAACAGGCUGUAAAAUUGUGUGAACAGUACCCGGGAUACAUGUAUUUCACGGCAGGUGUUCACCCUUCUGAAGUUAAGCAAUGGAAUGAUGACAGUCUGGAUGUGCUGGAAAAAUAUGCUGAACAUCCACAAUGUGUUGCAAUUGGCGAGUGUGGCCUUCAGGACUCUAACACUGACACAAACAAACAAGUGGAGAUAUUCAGGCACCAGAUUGAGCUGGCAUGUAAACUUAAAAAACCCUUGUGGUUUUGUUCGCUGGGAGCUGAUGACAAACUAAUUCCUAUCUUACAUGAAUACAAAGAUAAACUGACAGGGAUGUGUGUUGGAGAGUAUAUACCAUCAAAGGUGAAGAAGUACCCACACAGAAUACCAAGAUUUUGGGAACUAAUUCAGAUGGGAAGCUUUGUCUCAGUCUCAUGGUUUUCCAAAGAAGGGGGUGGCUAUGACAAGACUUGGUUCAGAUUCUGGUUACAGAAAGGUUACAUUUCUCCAUACCAGAUUAUAUUUACUAGUAAUGCUCCAUCUACUGGUGUGCCAAACACAGACUAUGAGGGUUUAUGUAGUACUCUGUCCCGUAGCGUUCUGACGUAUCUCCAAGAGAGUACGAUGGACAAUUAUUAUAAUAACUCUUCGGAAGUCAUGGAUGGGGAGCCCAGCUGUUUGCCUGCCUUGCUGGAGAUCAUCUCCUCCUUCCUGGACUGCCCACCAAAAAAACUGGCUUCAAUCACCACCAGCAACGCUCAAAAGUUUUUCAACUUUAAAUGAACUCUACCUGCUUUGUUGAAAUUUUGUCUAUCCAUGAAUGAGAUUGUAAAUGCUAGCGAUUGGAAUCUGUUUACUUUAAGAAUUGAUUAUCAAUCUAUCUGUCUCACAGUCUGUCAACUUUGAUUUCCACAUGCAAUAAUUCUGUUCGUUUUGGUUGAUUGUUGUUUGUUGUACAGUUGUGUGGAGGAGGGGAUGCAUGGGAUUUUCAUUUCACAAAGAUUUUCAUUUUGGUAAAAAUUUAUCAUGUAUUGGGCAACAGAUUAGUAUCCAUAGGAACACUACCUUGGAGUUACUGCCCUUGAUACUGUAUUAGAUAUAUAUGAACCGUGGGUUGGAAAUUCGUGCCUUUUGUAAGUACCUACAGUAUAUAGGUGGAAUAAUGAAUAGUUUAUAAUAAUAACAUGAUCACUCUAACACUUAACAAAUGUCAUAUAGUGAAUUGUUAGUUACCUCCCUUUAUAUUAUGUGUCUAAAAAUGUAGGGCGAACUUGAUUCUGACGUGCUGGCGGAAAGGGGAAAAAAUUACUUGAUUGUGUCCAGAAUAUGUGCGCGCAAUUUCGGCAUGUUCCGAUUGGCGUAAAUUCCUGCCAGUUUGGAAUCACCGGCACAAAUCAAGUGAGAAGUUAAAGAAUUUCAACUUGUUUUGGGCCUGUCAGGCUAUUUUAGUCAUAUAUAUUGCAAAAUAAGUUGAUUUUGAAUGUUCUGCAGCGUUCGAUGUUUACAAUGCUUUUGAAAUAUGUUUAUUCAUAUAUAAAUACAUAAAAUAAAUAUAUUUUGGUCUAUGUCGGCCAUAAUGCAACUGAGCCGCUUUGCUUGAAUGUAGGUGCUGGCGGCAAGCUCAAAACUGGCAAACGAAACAAAAGGCAAGACAGAAUCAAAUUCGCUUUUCAGGUUUCUAUUGUAAAAUCUACAUUGUCUAUAUUUCCUGGAACAUGUGCCAAAACAGCAGUUUGUUAUUUCAGGUGUUAUCAAAAUAAACAUUCAAAAUAACUUUAUGACACUUCAUAUGAUCCUCAAUUUUUGUGUUUAUUCUAGACAGUGUUUUUCUGUUUAUUUUAACGGGGGCGUGGUGGCCGAGUGGCACUUGAUCACCUCCACCUCUGGGUUGCAAGUGUGAAACCCACGUAGGACAGUUGUCAGGUACUGACCGUAGGCCGGUGAUUUUUCUCUGGGUACUCGGCUUUCUUCAACCACCAAAACCUGGCAGGUCCUUAAAUGACCCUGAUUGUUAAUAGGAUGUUAAACAAAAUAAACCAUUGUGUUAACAGUUAAUACUUAACAGUU
Molecule: messenger RNA, 2932 nt
Organism: Pecten maximus
Lineage: Eukaryota; Metazoa; Mollusca; Bivalvia; Pectinida; Pectinidae
Exons: 7
Coding region: 161-1648 (495 amino acids)
Cellular component (GO): cytosol
Molecular function (GO): hydrolase activity, acting on ester bonds
Source: RefSeq, a predicted model, not a curated record